CCUCUGCUUGGAGAGUACCUGGCACGGUUCCAGCUAGCCUGCGCAGCUCCCUCCCACAGGAAGUGAUUUCAACUUGCCGAGUCAUGGAAAACUGACAGGAGCCUGCGCGCUGGUUUCUUUCACACAGUCGUCCUAAAUCCCUCAACUCAAGCAGCGCUUCGGACCUACUCAGCAGAAGCACUCAGUUCGUCAUGGCAGUGUUAAGAGUCCUUACGGUCGCGUUCGUAUGUGUAGUGGUCGCUACAGUGGUGUCAGCUAGGGGAGAUGAGGCAGGGAAACGAUCAUCUAAACAGAGGUGCCAAGAGGCCGCCCUUAACUACACACUGCCUGAGUUAUCCCAGCCGGCAUGCAAUGUUACUGGGAAUGUCGAAGAAACAGGCCAUUCCGAGUCCUGUGAGGCAGACGAGAAAACAUUUCACAGGAAAGUCUCACGUUGCCUGAGGAAAUGGAAAGAACGGCAUAACACGUCUGCUGUCAUGGACAUGGGGCACGUCAACUGUAGUGCGGCCCUACAGGAAAGGUUCCACACCUGCGUGUUAGAGAUGACCUUCCCGUCCUGCUGUAGUCUGGAGACCUUCACACCAUUCUACCAGCAGAAGGGACCUCAACUGUUGUUCAAGAAUAUCAACAAGUUCUGCUGUAAACCUUUCCAAAAGAACCCUAAGACUUCGGCGGCGUCUGUCCGAGAGGAAAACAACAGCGAAGAGGACGACUCAGAGAAGAACAUCUCAGAAGUGGAAAAGAUGUACAAAGAAGAAAAUAAACGAUUUGGGAGUUACCUACCAACAGACAAGCCCGACAUCACAACAAUGAUUGCGACAACGCCAAAAAAAGAAGAACCUAUCCCCGUGAUGUCCGAGGAUGAAGUUGCAGAAGCCAACAGCGCGUUCGCCCUGUCGCUGUACCGGCAGCUGAGUCAGCGGACGGACGGGAACAUCUUCUUCUCCCCCUACAGCAUCUCCGCCGCGCUGGCCAUGACGUACAUGGGAGCCAGGCACACUACAGCUGCCCAAAUGGCGGAGGUUCUACAUCUGACUGAGGGAGACUUUCACCAGGCGUUCUCUAACCUCAGCAGAACCAUGUUCGGAAACCUCAAGAAGCACACGCUGGUGGAGGCCAACAAACUGUUCGGACAACAGGGGAUGAAAUUAGAAGACGAUUUCUUGAGCGGCACCUCCCGUUACUACAACGCUCGUAUGGAGAAGGUGGACUUUUUCGAUGAGGAGAGGUCUCGGUCAAGGAUCAACAGUUGGGUGUCAACUCAGACGAAAAGGAAGAUCAACGACCUCAUCCCAAAGGAUGUCCUGAACGCUCUGACCAGACUAGUUCUAGUGAACGCAGUCUAUUUCAAGGGCACGUGGCAGACGCAGUUCGACCCGAGGGAGACAUACGACCGGAAAUUCUUCGCCAGUUCCGGAAACCACGUCACGACUCCCACCAUGCAUCAGCGCGGGAAGUUCAGAAUGGCGGAUUUGCCGAAUCUGCGGUGCCGAAUGUUGGAGUUGCCUUACGCUGGCGACGAGCUGGCCAUGUUUGUCAUUCUACCGAAACAGAUGUUCGGGUUGAAGGACGUAGAGGCCGUUCUGACCAGCGAGGCCCUGUUGGACGCGACGCGCAGCAAAAGUUUACAAGAGGUGAGAAGUUUGGACGUAGCUCUUCCAAAGUUCCGUCUGACGCAUGCGCUCAGCCUGAAGAAUCAGUUGACUGCGCUGGGCAUGACGGACCUGUUCUCCAUGGAAACCGCUGACCUGUCAGGGGUCACGGGUGAGAAGGGGCUUCACGUGUCGGAGGUCCUGCACAAGGCGUUCGUAGAGGUAAACGAAGAGGGUUCGGAGGCAGCGGCGGCCACAGCAGUGGUGAUGCGGGGGCGCAGCGGGAACUUCGGCCGGUCCUUCAUGGUCAACAGGCCGUUCCUGUUCUUCAUACAGCACAAACCCACUGGAACGAUCCUGUUCUUAGGACGGGUCACCAACCCGAAUGAGUAACGAGAUGUCACAAACGGACUCCGUAUAAGUACCGUAUAGAGCCGCUAGGGGGCCCAAAAUUUAAUCGACGUCAACCGGCCGUUCCUGUUCUUCAUACAGCACAAACCCACUGGAACCAUCCUGUUCUUAGGACGGGUGACCAACCCGAAGGAGUAACGAGAUGUCACAAACGGACUCCGUAUAAGUACCGUAUAGAGCCGCUAGGGGGCCCAAAAUUUAAUUGACGUCAACCGGCCGUUCCUGUUCUUCAUACAGCACAAACCCACUGGAACCAUCCUGUUCUUAGGACGGGUCACCAACCCGAAUGAGUAACGAGAUGUCACAAACGGACUCCGUAUAAGUACCGUAUAGAGCCGCUAGGGAGCCCAAAAUUUAAUUGACGUCAACCGGCCGUUCCUGUUCUUCAUACAGCACAAACUGACAGGAACGAUCCUGUUCUUAGGACUGGUGACCAACCCGAAGGAGUGACGAUAACGUUAUACUAAAACCAGACUUCAACUACAGUACCGUGAAGAGCCAUUAUAUUAGUGGGCCCAAAACCUAAGCGUUUUAUAGUAUCACAUGCUAUCAAUACCGUCCAUCCAGACAUUCAUAAGUUAUACUGGUAAUCUACGUACAUACACAUACACUGAUACAUACAAACGCUACAUAGAGCAUAACCUUCUUGGCGAAGUUGAUAAGACAGCAAUAGGCCGAUUAAUCCACUAGAAACUCGCCACAAAGCUUGGAUUGUAAUUUUACGAAAGCUUCCAUACUCCUCAUAUCGCAGCAAGUAAUCAGACAACAUUUUUAAAUGUUUUUUUGCUGUGUUGUGUUAAUUUGUAUGUCGAUUUGUACGCGGAUGAGAGAGGAAAUUUUAUUUCACUGGCGCUUUAACAGUUUUAAACGGUUGUCAGUGGUCCGGACAGGGAAAACAUAUUGUUUUGCUGGCAUGUUCUUCUUUUUUCCCUUUUCUGCUUCUGUCAUGAGAAUUCAAUAAAAGCAAUUUAUCCUACCAAAGAGCACACGGUAGACAGUUGA
Molecule: messenger RNA, 3005 nt
Organism: Branchiostoma floridae (Florida lancelet)
Lineage: Eukaryota; Metazoa; Chordata; Leptocardii; Amphioxiformes; Branchiostomatidae
Product: leukocyte elastase inhibitor A-like
Exons: 12
Coding region: 192-1985 (597 amino acids)
Biological process (GO): negative regulation of endopeptidase activity
Molecular function (GO): serine-type endopeptidase inhibitor activity
Source: RefSeq, a predicted model, not a curated record